UGUUGCCCCUUGCCGUUUCAGCAUUUGACAAGGUCUGUUCGAAAACAUGAGGUUCUUAUAUUGCCCGGAUUUCUCUCAUUCUCUUUCCCUCCACCGUCUCUCUCCUCCUCCUUCCGUCGCCGCACCAUUUUUGGCCAUUCCGAGCUUAAUAAGGUAUGAAGCUUCUCUCUUCUUCUCAGUUUCGAGACACAAAUUUUUCAUAUGUCCAUGCCGAUCGAUGGUGGUCAAUCCACCAUGAAUUGAUCCCACUCGGCUCGAGGUAUGCUACUGUUCUGUCCUGGCUCUUUCUCCAAGUAAUUUGCGUGUCAUGUUGGCGAUAUUAGCUCUGAUGCGUUGCGAUGAUUUGGAGAUUGGAUCUCCAAGAAGUUUCUCUUAGUAAUAACGAUUUCCUCUGUGGUUAGCCGGUACAUGAAAUUCAAAUCAGCUGCGUAGAUCAGCUUGUUUUUCUUAUUCUGUAUUUCUGAAACAUUUCAUAAAUGAUAGAAUUUAUACAGUUCUCUCAUAUAUGUCUGUCAGGCUUUUUUUUUCUUCCAAUAUUGAUAAUGAUCAUGAUACCUUUGCAUAAACAGGAACAAUUAAACUAGUGCUGUGGAUGGUUAAUUAAUCCCUAUAUCAUCUGAAUAUUUCUUACUGCAAUAACAAAUGAACAUCAUGCACCUUAUGAUAACACUUAAAAAGGAUAGAUAGCAAGUCAAUGGUUCCAAUAAGUGGUGCUAGGGGUGUUUGUCAGGUAAGAUUUCAGAAAAGAAGUGGAAGAUAACACCCAAAAGAAACCGUAAACAUCCAUUCUAAACCCUUUUCAUCUCUAGGAUCAGUGGUUACCAUGUCUGCAAUCAAAUUUGCAUUGCCUCAAGGUCAACCUCACAGAACAAAUCAAAGCUCAGCAAACAGAAUUCCCUGCCAUUAGUUCUGCAUUGCACAAAUUCUUACACGCGAAGUGAUUUGACGAAAUCUCUGGCUUUGUGUGGCAGCAGGAGCAGCUCAUGGCCACACGGCCAACGCCGGGGUCGCGAGACGGCAGCAGCGCACGCCCACGAAGCACGAGCGGCAGACCCACCACGUCGUCGAGCGCGCGCCCGGCCAGCUCCGACCACACCUCCUGCCGACGCGCACGCGCCUCCCUCAGCCCCUCCCCGGCGUCAGAGUCGGACAAGCCGGUGCCGUCCUUCCUCCGCCCCACCGUCAGCUCGAGCCUGCGCAGCGCCUCCCCGUCGUCCUCCACCUCCAGACCGCCCUCCUCCAAGGGCCGCGCCACCACGCCCAAGGGGCUGUCCCCGGCGCACCCAGCGGCGCGCGCUCCAAGUCCGAUCGCGCCCAAGCGGUCCCCCGCGCAGCAGCCCGCGAGCUCGCAGCGGCCGAUCACGCCCAAGCGGCCCCCUGCGCAGCCGGUGAACGCGCCGCGGCCGAUCACCCCGGCCAUGGACAAGUCCAAGUCCAAGGCGUCCACGUCGCGGUGGUCCGUGGCGUCGCCGAGGCAGCUGAUGCAGAAGGCGUCCCACGCCUUCAAGGUCGGCAGGUCCCGCAGCAAGAAGAGCAAGGACCUGGCCGGCCCCGCGGCCGAGGCGGUGGCGUCCGCGAAGGAGACGUCCGGUGCUUCCGGCGAGAUCAACGCCGAGGCGGCGAGACCCCCUCCCGUGCCGGAGCAGCAGCGCCGCCCCCCUGAAAUGACUGCCGCGACACCUCUCGACGUCGUGCAAGCAGAGGUGGUCGUGGAGCCCAACGCUGCCCUACAGGUACUGCAGGAAGCGGCUUCGCGACCGGGAGAAAUUGUCAGUAAUGAAAUCAAGACAGAGGAGGAGGUGAGUCAAGAGGAGCAGGUAAUGCCAGAAGAGUCGAGAGCAGAAGCAGAGAAGGCGAAUGCCAUUGACGAGGAGAAGGUGAUGCCGGAGGAGUCCGUGGAAGCCGUGAAGGUGGAUGAGCCGGCGCCGGAAGAGAAUCCGCAAGCCGGCAACGUUGAAGGGACACAAAAGGAAGCUGAGAAGAUUACAGAGGAUGAACCUCCGCCGCCGGCCGCCGUUGUGGAAGAACCAGCGAAGGAGGCAGCAGCGCCGCUGAACGUGCAAGAUGUACCGGCGGCCAGCACGGUUCAAGAGGAAGCCGUCGUGGAGAGCAAGGCCGAGGAGAGGCCGCAAGCAGAGCCGGCGAAGCACGAAGAUGCCACGAAGCAGCCCGAAGCAUGUCUGAUCUCUGAAGAACCGAAAGAACAACCCGCCGCCACGCAGAAGCAGGCGGAAGCCGCCGAGGAGCCCAAGGUGAUCGCGGCAUCCAAGGCAUCAUCGGUGCGGGCGACGUCGCUGGAAGAAGCUCUGGAGGAAGUGGACACGGUGACCAAGGUGGGCACUUCGCGGUCAGAGCCCGUGACACCGGCGAAGGUAGCCAUCAACAAGGAGAAGGCGGCGAUCGACACGAUCUUGAGCGCUUCGGAGCCAACGACGCCGUUGAAAGGAGCCGCCAGGAAGGAAGGGGCGGCGUCGUUCAUGGGGAAGAUUCCGGAGGAGGGUCGGCUGAGUUUCAAGGGGAGCAGGGUAAAGACGGCGAUGGAGAAGCGGCCGGAGGAGGCGCAUCCCAAGAAGAAGGAGGUGUCGCGGAGCAACGACGUGCUGGAGGAGACCAAGAGCAAGCUGCUGGAGAAGAAGAAGAGCAAGGUGAAGGCGCUGGUGGGGGCGUUCGAGGUCGUCAUGGACAGCCCCCGCGCGUCCACGCCGGGCCCGGGCAGAUCGGCCCCGAGGUUCUGAUUCUGGUUCGGAGGGAAAAAGCUCCAGUGGCGACCGUGUGGAUUGAAAUUUGAAUUGUGUGGUGUUCAUGGUGCUUUGGGAUAUGAUAUGAUGCUAUGCCAUGUUCUUUUUGUUGGUUAUAUGUAUGUUGAUCACUGAUUUUUGUUGGUCACUGAAUUAAAACAGAGUUUUUAGAUGCCUUUCUGUGCCACUGCGCCGUGGGAUGCACUG
Molecule: messenger RNA, 2945 nt
Organism: Aegilops tauschii subsp. strangulata
Lineage: Eukaryota; Viridiplantae; Streptophyta; Magnoliopsida; Poales; Poaceae
Molecular function (GO): calmodulin binding
Source: RefSeq, a predicted model, not a curated record